This is a messenger RNA of Helicoverpa zea (corn earworm), 1861 nucleotides long. Its product is annotated as cholinesterase 1-like. NCBI's taxonomy places the organism in Eukaryota, Metazoa, Arthropoda, Insecta, Lepidoptera, Noctuidae. Bases 12 to 1667 code for a protein of 551 amino acids. The transcript is spliced from 3 exons. The record is from RefSeq and is a predicted model, not a curated record.
CAAACAUAGCCAUGGAGUGGCACUUGUAUAUAGUGAUAUUUUGCGUGACAGCAGUUCUGGCUGACGAAGAAUGGCUGGAAGUGGCAACCGCGCAGGGUCCCGUACGAGGUCAGAAGCACCCUAACGGAGAAUUGUACGUUUUCUACAAUAUACCCUACGCAACAGCUCCUAAGGGUGAAGACAAGUUCAAGGGACCUCUACCACCGCCAGUAUGGACCGAACCUUUUAAUGCUGUCAACAAAAAUAUAAUCUGUCCACAGUACGAAGGGAUACCUUCAUCAUUUGAACAAGGUCUAGUGAUGUCUGAAGAUUGUCUCAUAGCCAAUAUAUUUGUGCCUGAUACAAAUGAAACGAACCUGCCCGUAUUUGUUAAUGUCUAUGGCGGUGCUUUUAUUACUGGGUAUGGUGACGUAGUAAGAGGGACACAGCUGAUGAAGACAAAAGAUUUCAUCAUGGUGACGUUUAACUAUCGUCUCGGCAUUUAUGGGUUCCUAUGUCUUGGCACUGACGACGUACCAGGCAAUGCGGGCAUGAAGGAUCAAGUGGCGCUGUUGCGCUGGGUUAAUGAAAACAUCGCAAACUUCGGCGGUAACCCUGAUGAUGUCACAAUUGCAGGUUUCAGUGCAGGUGGUGCAGCUGUCGACUUAAUAAUGCUGUCAAAGUCAGCAAAAGGAUUAUUUCACCGCGUCAUUCCUGAGAGUGGUGGAAACCUUUCUAUAUUUGCAAUCCAGAAAGACCCUAUCGAGAUUGCUAAGAUGCAUGCCAAAACCCUAAAUUUUACGAAUGUUGACGAUAUUUAUGCGUUAGAACAGUUUUAUAAGACCACUUCAAUGGAAAUUCUAACUUCGCAUUCGUUCGCCAAUAGAACUGAUUCCACUCAUAUGUUUUCACCCUGUGUGGAACGUGAUAUAGAAGGAGCAUUCCUAACAGAACCUCCACUGACUAUCCUAAAGAAUGGUGACUAUGAUAAGCUACCUAUGCUGUAUGGUUUCGCUAACAUGGAAGGUCUUUUCCGCAUAGACAUGUUUGACAUUUGGAAAGAUAUGAUGAACACUAACUUUUCUGAGUUCUUAUCAGCGGACUUGACAUUUAAAACUGAUGAAGAAAGGGAAGAGGUGGCCAGUAAGGUUAAGAAGUUUUAUUUUGGCGAUGAGCCUGUCAAUAACGAUAAUAUUUUGUCAUAUGUAGACUAUUUUUCGGAUGUCCUCUUUACUCAUCCUAUUCUAUGGUCGGCUAAAUUGCAAGUGGAGGCUGGCAACGAUCAAGUUUACCUGUAUGAAUAUUCGUUUGCAGAUGAUAAUGUUUCUGUAGUGCCACAUACUAACGUGCGAGGUGCUAGCCACUGUGCUCAGACAGCGGCUAUAAUGGAUGGUGAAGAUGAAAGUCUUGAAUCGUUGGAAUAUCAGAAUAUGAGGAAAAUAAUCCGCGAAAUGUGGCACAACUUUAUAACUACUGGAGCCCCUGUGCCCACUGGGUCAUCGCUGCCUGCAUGGCCAGCCUUAGGCGAGAACAUGUCACCACACAUGCAGCUGAUUGAGAAGCCGGUACUGCGCGGAGUACUCCUGGAAGAACGCUCUCGCUUCUGGGACGAGAUCUUCGAGAAUUACUACCGAGAUCCAGUUCCACCAACCGACCCCAACUCUUCAGAACGUCGAUAUCAAUGUUGAUACGCCGAUGCCAUCAUUGAUACCGAUAGUGAAGCAUACAAACUUAUAUUUAAUUAAAUAGCGUUGUACUGUUACGUGAUUUGUUUUGUAGUGUUAACAGGAACUUUGGCCGUUAAUAUAAACCUCUAGAUUACUUCCUUUCCUUCCUUUCUUUCUUUCCAUCCUUGUGUUAGUGGUACCUAACCAAAUAUGAA